Scleropages formosus (Asian bonytongue) is the source of this 7482-nucleotide messenger RNA. RefSeq names its product phosphatidylinositol-4-phosphate 3-kinase, catalytic subunit type 2 beta (gene pik3c2b). Gene Ontology annotation, molecular function: 1-phosphatidylinositol-4-phosphate 3-kinase activity; phosphatidylinositol binding; 1-phosphatidylinositol-3-kinase activity. Bases 293 to 5038 code for a protein of 1581 amino acids. Gene Ontology annotation, cellular component: phosphatidylinositol 3-kinase complex; cytoplasm; plasma membrane. Lineage: Eukaryota; Metazoa; Chordata; Actinopteri; Osteoglossiformes; Osteoglossidae. Gene Ontology annotation, biological process: phosphatidylinositol 3-kinase/protein kinase B signal transduction; cell migration; phosphatidylinositol-mediated signaling. The transcript is spliced from 33 exons. The record is from RefSeq and is a predicted model, not a curated record.
GCGGGCUUGGGGCUUCGCAGCUCACCAGUGAGACAGCCAGCCGGGUGUGCAGGGCGGCCGCGUCCGCUCGUCCUCUCAUUGUUCUCCAGCUCGAAGGUGAGAGGCGAAGCCUGUGACUUCUGCGGCCAUGGGAGCCCUAUAAGAGUACAGAGGGAGGCAGCCGAAUGCGGAAAGCGCGCAGGUACCGUUCGAAAAAGGAUUAAAGCGAUCGGCAGCCGCCGGAGAGGAGGCGCUGAGGGCAGACGCCGUGCUGUGGGAGCGCUGCUGUCGCAGAACCCCUCACCACGGAAACAUGUCGGCAGCACAGACGCGCAGUGACAGCGAGCAGCGUUGGGGCUGCCUGGAAUCCCUGGGGCUGAGCCAACGAGAACUGGUGCUUGCUGAGGCUCUGCAAAUGGAAUAUGAUGCCCUCUCUCGACUCAAGCAGGACAACAAGGUGCCAUCCAAUGGGGGUGCAGGAGAGCCACCCAAGGGACCAAGCAAUGAACAGCCUGCUUUGCGUGCUGGCCUUGGUCCCCCUGACAGUGACCUGAUUCGAGACCUCUCUGGCUCGGACACUAUGCUCAGUCUUCAGCCAGGGGUGCCCAGCCCCUCCCGGGCCAACCUGGAGUCUCGGGGCUUCAGCAAAGAACCCCUCUACAUCUUGGACAGCCCUGUGAAAAAUGAAUAUGAGAACUCGUCUUCACUGUGUUCCAAGAACUUUACCCCACCUGAUGACCCCCCGCCUGCUGUGCCACCACGCACACCUCUUACUGCUGAUUUGUCCCAGACCCGGAGGGUCUCGGCACCCCGGGAUGUGAAUCUUUUCACCCCUGAAGUGGACUUGCCCAAGGUUUCCAGUGGGGAGGUGUUGAACUAUGACAACAUUAAUGAUUCUCUCUCCCGGUUGAAUGGAGGCUGGCCAUCCCCCCGAGGACGCAGGGGGAAUGGAGAAACAACAGGGAAGCCUGUGGCUCGCAGCAAGACCCUCCCCCCUCAGGUGCCACCCCGGACUUAUCUUCCGACCCAGAAGAGCAACAAGAACCAGCGCAGGGUGUCUGCUGAUCCGGUGUCCCUGGGGUCACGGCUCAACGGCUUUGGGUAUGAGCUCUUCCAGGUCUCUGAGGAGCGGGAUGAAGAAGUGGCUGCCUUUUGUCACAUGCUGGAUGUGUUGCGGUCUGCCUACCCUUGCAGUGAUCGCUCCAAGAAUGCAGGUUUUGUAUGGAGCCCCUGUGUUGCUCAGGAUGAGCUACAGCAAGGCCUUGGGGUCAGCAUUAAGGUCACGGUUGUGAGUGACCAUUUCAGGGAGCCCCUGGUCUUCACGUGCGAUGGUUCCUCCACAGUUGACCUGCUGAUCUACCAGACACUGUGCUAUGCCCAUGAAGACUUGGACCUCAUGGAUGUGGAGGACUAUCUGCUGAAGGUCUGUGGACAGGGCGAGUUCUUGAAGAACAAUCAGACCCUCGCUAGCCUUGAAUAUGUUCAGCAGUGUCUGAAGUUCGACUGGGAGAUUCGCUUUUUUCUGACCAAGAGGAGCUCUGUGAACCAGGAGCUUGCCCGUACGGAGGAAGAUGACGAAACUCCUUCUACGAUGAACCAGAGCCUUCUCCUGCAGGAACGGCCUGUCAGACAGACAGUCACCAGGGAGGCUUUAACGCUGCUCCUGGACACUUUUCACAAUGAAGCGGAAUCAUUCCUUCUCUCCGAGGUGGAGCUGCCACUGCAUGUGGAGCGGUUGGUUCAGUCGGUCAAGGCCCUGUGCAGUUCAUUGGCUGCUGUCGAGACGCCUGAAAUCACCACAGCCCUCAACCAGCUUCCAGCCUGCCCCUGCCGUUUGCAACCCCAUGUCCAGAAGGAUGUGUCAGUGCUGGCACUGAGAGAGAACAGAGAGAAAGUGGUGGAGAGGUUGACGGCCUCUAUCCUUGACCUUGUGGAACUUUACUGCAGCACCUUCAAUGCCAACUUUCACACGGUCCCUCAAAACAACCGGCCCACUGCUCCAAUGCAGGAGGCAGGGCUAGUUGUCAACGUGUUGUCGUUCAACAUCUACGCUGCCCACCGCAUCCCUAUCACUUGGGCUGCCAGUUAUGAGGGCUUCUUCCUCUCCUGCUCCUUGACCCAUGGUGGGGUUGAACUUUGUGCUCCACAGCACACGAGCAAGAAGCCAGUCAACAAGUACCUGUUUCACCUGGUGGUCUGGGACCAGAGGAUAUGUUUCCCAGUACGGAUAAACCAGCUGCCGAGGGAGACGCAGCUGACAGUGACGCUGUACGCCACCUUGCUGCCACCACCGGGAAGUGUUGAGGACAAGAACAAGCAGCGUCGUAGCAUAGAGGCGCUGGGCUGGGUCACUAUGCCCCUAUUCAACUUCAGGCAUGUGCUAACCUGUGGAAGGAAGUUACUCGGUCUGUGGCCUUCAACCUUGGGAAGUGGAAAUGCUCGCUCCAGCACUCCAAACUUCAGCCAACCAGACAGCGUCAUCCUGCAGGUGGAUUUCCCAACGUCUUCCUUUGAGGUUCACUUCAGCACACCACUACCAGCUGAAUUCAGUCCCAAGUAUGAAUUCUUCCGCCUGGACCAGAACAGUCAGAAGCAGCUGCAGGAUGUGUUGCACAAAAAGUCCUUCUUCUGGCUGACGCAAGAGGACCGGCGGCUGUUGUGGGAGAAGCGGUACUUCUGCCAUGCUGAGAGCAGCGGACUUCCCCUCGUUCUGGCUAGUGCCCCUAGCUGGGAAUGGGCUUGCUUGCCUGAUGUUUACGCUCUCCUACGGCAGUGGUCCUGUAUGAAUCACCUUGAUGCACUGGGCCUGCUGCACGCCACGUUCCCAGAUCAGGAGCUGAGGCGCACAGCUGUCCAGUGGAUGGACUCCAUGUCAGACCCAGAGCUGCUGGACUUCUUGCCCCAACUUGUGCAGGCUCUGAAGUACGAGUGCUACCUGGACAGCCCCCUUGUGCGUUUCCUUCUACGGAGGGCCAUUGGGGACAUACGCAUUGCACACUACCUCUUCUGGUUGCUGAAGGAUGCCUUACAGGACUCCCAAUUCAGUGUUCGCCACCAGUACCUGCUUGCAGCACUAUUGUGUUGCUCGGGUCGUGGCCUGCGGGAAGAAUUUGACCGCCAGUGCUGGCUUGUCAAUAUCCUCGCCAAGGUGGCCCAACGUGUGCGGGAUGCCUCCCCCUCAUCCAGACAGGCCAUCCUACGGGAGGGGCUAGAGGAAGUGCGCCAAUACUUUUCCAUUAGCAGCAGUUGUCGACUUCCUUUGAAUCCUGGCUUGCAGGUGAAGGGGAUCAACAUACAGUCCUGCUCCUACUUCAACUCCAAUGCAGUUCCCCUCAAGUUGUCCUUCCAGAACUUAGACUCCUUGGGAGACAACAUUAACGUCAUCUUCAAGUCAGGGGAUGACCUGCGGCAGGAUAUGCUUACCCUUCAGAUCAUCCGCAUCAUGAACAAGAUUUGGAUUCAGGAAGGCCUGGACAUGAGGAUGGUCAAUUUCCGUUGCUUUUCCACAGGCCGUGGGCGAGGAAUGGUAGAGAUGAUCCCCAAUGCAGAAACCCUGCGUAAGAUCCAAGUAGAACAUGGAGUCACUGGCUCCUUUAAGGACCGGCCGCUGGCAGACUGGCUACAGAAGCAUAACCCCACUGAGGAUGAAUAUGAGAAGGCUGUGGAGAACUUUAUCUACUCCUGUGCUGGCUGCUGUGUGGCAACCUACAUCUUGGGAAUCUGUGACCGCCACAAUGAUAACAUCAUGCUUAAGACCAGUGGCCAUAUGUUCCACAUAGAUUUUGGGAAGUUUCUUGGGCAUGCACAGAUGUUUGGCAACAUUAAACGUGAUCGAGCUCCAUUUGUCUUCACAUCUGACAUGGCCUAUGUCAUCAAUGGGGGUGACAAGCCAUCUAGUCGCUUCCAUGACUUUGUGGACUUGUGCUGCGAGGCCUACAACCUAAUCCGCAAGCACACACACCUCUUUCUGAACCUGCUGGGAUUGAUGCUGUCCUGUGGCAUUCCGGAGUUAUCAGACCUCCAAGAUCUGAAGUACGUCUAUGAUGCCCUGCGACCCCACGAAUCAGAGGCGGAUGCCACCAUGUACUUCACAAGGCUCAUUGAGUCAAGUCUUGGCAGUGUGGCCACCAAGCUCAACUUCUUCAUCCAUAACCUGGCACAGAUGAAGUUUGCCUCCACAGAGGAACGACCUGUUCUUUCAUUUGCCCCUCGGGUCCACACCCUGAAGAGCGAUGGGCUGAUCCGCAACCUCUAUGUGUGUCGGCAUAUAAGGACCUACAGCCCGAGCAAGGGCUAUACUUAUGUGGUGAAGGUGGAGUGGGAUGGACAACAGGGGUCAACACUGGUUCAGAGAAGUUUUGAGGAAUUCCAUGAACUCCACAGCAAACUAAGGCUCAUCUUCCCUUCUUCCAAGCUGCCAAGCUUUCCGAGUCGCUUUGUAAUUGGCCGUUCACGGGGAGAGACCAUGGCUGACAGGAGAAAAGAUGAGCUGAAUGGCUACGUAUGGCAUCUUAUUCAUGCUGCACCAGAGGUUGCGGAGUGUGACCUGAUAUAUACUUUCUUCCAUCCGUUGCCAAGAGAUGAGAGACCAGGGACUGUUUCCAACACUCUCCAGAACAAAACUGCAGCAGAAAUGUCGUGGGUGCCCAUUGCUGGGAAAGUGGCAGGAGAAGUAAAGCUCUCAAUCUCGUAUAAGAGUGACAAACUCUUCAUCAUGGUUAUGCACAUUCGAGGACUGCAAGUCUUGCAGGAUGGGACUGACCCUGACCCCUAUGUAAAGCUGUACCUCCUCCCAGACCCCCAGAAAACCAGCAAGCGGAAGACCAAGGCUGCCAAGCGCACAUGCAACCCCACCUAUAAUGAAAUGCUGGUGUAUGAUGGCAUCCCCCGGGGAGACCUGCACCAGAGAGUAAUUCAUCUGCGGGUGCUGAGCGAGGGGGCCUUCUGGGAGAACACGCUCCUGGGAGAGACCUUCAUACCCUUGAAAGCCCUGACCCCUGGCUAUCUCUGGGUGGAUUGGCAUCAGUUGGGCACACGUGGCCCAGAUUCCACCCGUUAAAAAGGGCAGGUGUAUGUGUGUGAAUGGUAGGUGGCAAGAGAUAUGAAACAGGCUGAAAGAACUCUUGAGUCUGCAAGUGUCUGUGCAUACUUGCAUAUCUGAAUGAGAUGGCAAAGCCUAGCCACUUGGAGCCAAGUUAUUCCCCCCAGUGGGGGUGUGGAAAAGUGUCUUCUUCCCUGGAGAUGUUGAGACUCAGUGAUGGAAGGUUGUCACUGAAUGCUGUGGAAGUGGAGUUCGCUCACAACAAGCCGUCUGAGUAACAAGACCUGAUAGUGGGCAGAUGAAUUUGUAUUUUAGCAAGUCCAGGUGUAAAAGUUGAAAUGGAACUGAUUAGUGUCCUUAAAGCUCUGAAGAACCAGGACGUAUUUCUCAGCACAUAUGUAAGUGGCUCUUCCACAUUAACCACUUUCCACUGGCCAGCAGACAGAGGGAGAAUGACUGCUUGGGCCUCCGUAAGCUGCUGGUGGUUGACUCAGUGAGGCAAACCUCAACAGGAUGUGAAAAGAGGAAAAAAGGGAAUCUUAACUUAUUUCUUUUUGAAUUCUGGCAUUCUGGUAUUGCAGCUCGAUUUUGAGCUUCUUGUUAUGCAGUCUUCUAUGAUUUAUUAGUGUGCCACAUGUAUAAAUAGAUGUUUAUGUGAAGAAAUCAUUCAGAGUAUAGUGAGACUGGGUGGAUAAUUUUGUACUGUAUGAGGGUAGUUGGAUACCCUGCUUUUUCUUACUUGGAGCUGUCUCAUCAUGGUAAUGAGAAUUAGCCAAGUUAUAUUUUUGUGGCCCAGUGGGCUUCUUAUGUCCCAUGGAGUCCACUGUAUAUACUGUAGUUUGUGUAGACUGCUCCAUUUAAUAGCUUCUUCCCUCUGUAGUUUUGUGUAUCAGGUAGAAAGUCAGAGGUUGUUAGUGCCACAACGACAACUGUGGUGAUUGUUUAUAGCAGGUGUCCUCUUAUUCUGCUGUAAGUGUCUGUAUAUCAGAAUUCUUUAUUCCAACGAAAAUGUAUUUCAACUACAUUCAGUUGCUUGCUCAAAUGCCUGCUGUGAAGUGUGUUACAGGUUAAUUGUUGCACUUAAGAAAUCCUAAAUCCAGCAUUUUUCAUUUGUUUUUGAAUGUUUCUUCAGUGAUAAGGGAAUCAAUUAUAAUUACAGUAGCACCAACAGGAAACUACAUUUUUUCUUCAACAUUUUUUUGUUUUGAGAAGCACAGGCUGAAAUGGCAUGCUGUUCUAGUUUUUUUGUUUUGGGAGUGUUUCUAAAAUUAUAUAUAUAAAGUGUAGCACAUUGUGGUGUUAAUAUUCUUAUUUGGAACUAGUGGCCCGAGAGUACAGAAGACUUCCUAGUUGCAAAAAUGUCACCUGUUAGCAAAUUGACACAACUCAUGUUCACAUUUUUACUACUGACUGUGUUACUAUGCCACAGAAAUAAAGUGUAAUCCAGCAAUAGUCAUUUUAUAAGUGUAGGGACUAUAUCAGAAGUGUUUCCUAAAGAAGUGAAGCACCAUCUAAUAACUGUUGAGACAUAGAAGUAUUAUGAUUUGUUAACUUAAAAAUGAGAACAAGCAACAGGGUUAUAACUCAGUUUCACUUGGUGCUUUUCAUGGAAUUUGUUGAAAAGGAGGGGAAAAUGUUUACUAUUCUGAAUAUAAAUCCCAAACAGUUAAUGACUCCUUUUAAAAAGGUUGUCAUCAUAUAGAUUUAGACACAUUUUAUGAAAUGAUUGUCCAAACUUGCAAUUAAUGUACAGGAGUCACUUGAUUAAUAGAAAUACUUAGAUUUCUUCUGUUGCUUUUUCUUUUUACUCUUCUCCCCAGUUUCUUAAAAAUGUGAAAGUAUAGCCAUUUAUGUCUAAGCACAUUGUACAAUGGAAACACAGGAUUCUCUUGCAUGACAGAUUUUCAAAGUUUUCAAAGAAUGCAGGUUCGAGCCUCUAAGGGGUUCAGCUUGAUUAUAUGACCCUGAAGUAACAUCUUGCCAAUGAGCCUCUAGAACUGAUUAACUUCCACUUGUAAAUCCAUGGAUAUUAAGGGCUUCAGCUUCUCCAUUUCUUCCCCCAAUCAGGAGGUUCAUAUAGUUUGUCUUGUUAUAUUUCAUUUAUUUGGAAUUUAUGGCCAUUCCGUGUGUGCUUUCCCCCCCUCUUCCUUUGUUUAAAAUGUGGCAGAGACUGUAUUUGGUGUAUGCUGUGCCAUUCAGUGUGUUGGAACCACCCUAAAGGCACAGGCUGCUUUCAGAGGAUUGCGCUCCCCAGCAUAAUGAGAGAAUGAGACAGAAUGUAAGUUCAAAAUGAACAGGACUUGAUAUGUUGUAAAUACUUGAUGUCAUGAUUGCAAUUAUGAGGAUUCGUUAGGUUUUAUCCUACUUUUUAGUCAUCACAGAUGUAAGUGUAUUUUUUAUUUGAUCAUUUUGUAAUAUUAUUUGCACUAAAUAAAGAUAAACUUGAAUUGACUACACAAAAA